Messenger RNA from Tribolium castaneum (red flour beetle), 2112 nucleotides. Its product is annotated as protein NDNF. Bases 531 to 2000 code for a protein of 489 amino acids. The transcript has 7 exons. The record is from RefSeq and is a predicted model, not a curated record. Lineage: Eukaryota; Metazoa; Arthropoda; Insecta; Coleoptera; Tenebrionidae. Gene Ontology annotation, molecular function: protein binding.
CACCGUUUAGGGGCCAACAGAAUUCUUUAAGAUUUUUAAUCACACUACCUAGAUUAACUAGGAAACAAUUUUUUAAAAAGUUGCUCAUAAAAAUUAAAAAUAUAUUAAACAUGGCCAAAUUGUUUUCCAGAGGCUCGGGGGAACCUACAAUAACGGGAACAGUAGAUACUUUGGCAGUUUUUAAUAUUUUUAUAUUAAUUUUAAUUAGUUCUGAAUUUUAUAUGCAAUGUGAAAAGUAAAAAAGUUAUAUUCGUAUUUUCUGUAGUGCAAAAAAUGAGAUACUUUUAGCCCACCCGGCUAUCGCAGGAUAUACGACUAAAUUCAGGCUAAAAAAUAAUAGUGGAAACUGAAAUGGACGUCCAAAUGAAGCUUAAGCUACAUGGCAGCGACUCGGCCAAUCAGCGCCGAGCCUAUUCACAAUCAAUUCAAAUUAACCCAAUAAAAUUCCGGCAUUUGUCACCCGUCCAAUAACAAAGCUACACUUUCACCGUCAUCCGGGCAAGGAUAAGCACUUCCUCGUUUCUAUUCCCAUGGUGGCCCGUUUGCUGAGCACCCUGUUGGUCCUGCACUCCAUUUCGGUGCUGCUCCCCAGCAGCUGCUGCCGCAAGAAGGAGCCCAAACUGCCCGUCCUCCAGCUCCACACCAACGACUCCCUGCCCGCCGACCUCCAGGUCACCGUCGGGCUGCCCGCCGGCCGCAACAAAAGUUACUCGUACACAUCGCCCAGCGCCCACGGCGCGCUGUCCGUCACCCUCACGGCGUGCACGUCGCCCAUUUUUUGGUCCUUCGGGCCGGAUAACACCACCAUGCUGCACACCCACUCCAUGGACACCUACCAUGUGCCGUCUCCCAGCCAGGGCGUGUACACGCUCACCCUGCUGGCCCCAGAAUCCGCCACCCUGGCCCACAUCUACAUAAGCACGGAGCGUGGCGGACCCCAAGCGCUCCAGAGCGCCAAAUUCUCCAAAGUCCGUCUGCUCAAGCGCCAGAAAGGGAAGCGGCUAACUGUGAAGUGGAAUCCGAGCCUGGUGGACCCGCAAGGUACCGACUAUUGUCUGGUGGUGGGUACCAAGCCGCCCGUUGGGUCGCUGUGUGCCGCACAACAGGACCCAGCACUGGCUGUGGCUUGUGUUGGCCGCAAGACCCAUCACACCAUCACUGGUUUAAAGCACAGCCAAAAGUACUACUUUAGCGUCUUCGCGAUCAACAACCAAUCGAAUUUUACGUACCCUUACGGGACCAUAUCUUCAGUUUUCGACGGCCGGUUCAGACACACCAGUCUCAAAGACGGGAAAGCCACGUUUGCCAAUUUAAAAAAACUCGACGGAAAAGCAGUUUUUCGCUACAAAGUUGUUAAUGCAACGGAGAGUCUAGACUUAUUCGUGAUCCCAUGUGGGGGUGCGAUUGAUAUCGAAGUAACAUUAAAAAACGCAACGGUGGUACCACCGAAACGAGUCAAAAGUUUCGGCAGAAUCACUAUAAAAAAUCCAGUACAGUUCGCCCGGUACUACAUCAAGAUUUAUGCCCUGAACCGCGAAGAAUUGAAGAAGACAUCGGGAGUUGAAAUUUAUGCAACCACACGGUUUCCGACCAAAAUUCCCUUACCAAACAUGCCCCAAACCCUCAAAGUGACAGAAUACAAGGGUUUGACCACUUGUGAUAGUGUGACAGUAGCUUGGAUGGCAGCGCCAGGGCAGAAAAGUGCCCAUUACUGCCUUUCGGCAACCGAAGGAAAAAUCCGGGAGAUGGAAGACUACAGAAUGCCCAACCAAUGCGGGCUUGAAAGUCGCUUGAAAAAAUCAGUCGACUUUGCUGUGAAAUUUUGCACAGAUGAGAAAAAUUACAAAGAGUUACCUGUGGUUUACAAAACAAUAAAUCAGCUAAAGCCCGGUCGCAAUUACAUAAUCCAAGUAACUGUCAAAAAGCCAAAAGGGAAAACCUUGUCGUAUGAUCUUCUCCAAGUGCAUACGAAACCGUCCUGCAGAAGGAAGCAAGAGUGACUUUUAGUUUGGUUUUUUCAUUGAUUCCUGAAUGAGGCUAGAUGUUUAUUUAUUUUUAUUAUUUUUACUCAGUUGUAAGUUUUAUAUUUUCCAGAAUAAAUAUUUUUGUAAA